Messenger RNA from Drepanopeziza brunnea f. sp. 'multigermtubi' MB_m1, 1902 nucleotides. Lineage: Eukaryota; Fungi; Ascomycota; Leotiomycetes; Helotiales; Drepanopezizaceae. The record is from RefSeq and is a predicted model, not a curated record.
AUGGCGCCAGCAUUGAAGCGCGAUCACUUCAAUGCCCAGUCGCUGGGUAUCCCCUUGAAUACAAUGGUGAAGGAGGCCAAGAUCCUGAUGGUGGGCGCAGGAGGGAUUGGCUGCGAACUACUCAAGAACCUUGUCCUCUCUGGCUUCGGCGAAAUCCACAUCGUAGAUCUCGAUACCAUCGAUUUGAGCAACCUCAACCGACAAUUCCUCUUUAGGCAUGAACAUAUCAAGAAAUCGAAGGCUUUGGUUGCGAAGGAUGCGGCGCAUAAGUUCAAUCCCAGUGUGAAGCUCGAGGCUCAUUUCGCAAACAUCAAAGAUGCGCAAUUCAACGUGGAUUGGUUCAAGGGCUUUGCGAUGGUCUUCAACGCGCUGGACAAUCUGGAUGCUCGGAGACAUGUCAACAAGAUGUGCCUUGCGGCGGAUAUCCCCCUCAUUGAGAGCGGCACCACAGGCUUCAAUGGUCAGAUUCAGGUCAUCAAGAAGGGCGUCACGGCAUGCUACGACUGUACACCGAAAGAGACACCGAAAAGUUUCCCGGUUUGCACGAUUAGAAGUACACCUAGCCAGCCUAUACACUGUAUUGUCUGGGGCAAAAGCUAUCUGUUAAGUGAGAUAUUUGGAGCCAGUGAGGAUGAAUCCCCCGAAAUGGAUCAUUCCGAAGACAGUGAAAAUGCCAAGGAAAUUGAAAAGCUACGUCAAGAGGCACAAGCACUCAAGAAGAUUAGGGAGGCUAUGGGCACCGAAUCGUUUCCACAACUGCUCUUUGACAAGGUCUACAAGGAUGACAUUGUCCGCUUGCGCUCGAUGAAGGAGAUGUGGAAGACAAGAAGGCCCCCGGAGCCUGUUGAUUAUGCUUCAGUUCUCGGGAAGGCGACGGAGGCGGAGGCCAGAAAGGAACAGAUACUGGAUGAUGGGCAGAAGAUCUGGACCCUUGAAGAGAACGUGAUGGUUCUGGAGCGUCUAAGCAGGAGAAUGGCAGACAUGAGAAGUUCUACCGGUCCGGGUUCGGCUGAACCAGUAAUCACGUUUGACAAGGACGACGAUGAUACUCUCGAUUUUGUUACCGCUGGUGCGAAUCUGCGCUCGAUAAUUUUCGGAAUCGAGACCAAAUCCCGCUUUGACAUCAAGCAAAUGGCCGGAAACAUCAUCCCGGCAAUUGCAACAACCAAUGCUAUCGUAGCCGGACUUUGUGUACUUGAGUCGUAUAAAGUUCUGAGAGGCGAUUACACUACCGCAAAAGAAGUCUACCUUUCACCAUUUGCACAAGAGAGACUGCUUGCCUCUGAUCGAAUCCGUACUCCCAAUCUUGACUGUCCGGUCUGCAGUGUAGCUCAGACUCGCCUCCUUGUUGACAUGUCCCGAGCUACUCUCAACGACCUUGUCGAAGACUUCCUGCGGUUGGAGCUUGGUUACGGCGAGGAAAUCGUAGUUAACCACGGUGCUGAUCUACUCUACGAUGUGGAGGAGACAGACAACUUAUCCAAGAAGCUCAGUGAUCUCGGCAUCAAGAGCGACAGCUUCCUCACGGUCAUCGACGAGGACGAGGACAACCCCCGGGUCAACCUCGUUCUUAAUGUCCAAGAAACCCCUACUCUGGAAAAGAAGCCAAUCAAGAGCCUUGACAUUCAGGUCGUCAAUGGCGACGGGCCUUCUUCCUCCAUCCCACGAAAGCCGAAGACCUCGCCCGCCAGCGCUGCCGAAGCCACGAAUGUUUCAGGUCCCACAGGUCCCAAGGCCAACGGCGAUUUGCCCACCUUCUCCGCAGGGGUCAAGAGAACUGCUUCAGAAGCCCUGGGUGAAGAUCCACCGAGCGGCAAGAAGUCCAAGCAGAUCCCUACGGCCACGGACACCGUCAUUGUUCUCGAUGAUGCCGACGGUUCCAUCUUGAUCGAUGACGACUAA